Messenger RNA from Drosophila eugracilis, 1637 nucleotides. Its product is annotated as sentrin-specific protease 1. The transcript has a single exon. Gene Ontology annotation, cellular component: nucleus. Gene Ontology annotation, molecular function: deSUMOylase activity. Bases 70 to 1572 code for a protein of 500 amino acids. Gene Ontology annotation, biological process: protein desumoylation. NCBI's taxonomy places the organism in Eukaryota, Metazoa, Arthropoda, Insecta, Diptera, Drosophilidae. The record is from RefSeq and is a predicted model, not a curated record.
AACAUAUUUAUUUUUCCCAGAAAGCGAAAGAAUCAAAACAAUAGUUCUCAGCCGAGAAAAUAUCAGUGCAUGGAAUAUUUUGUCAACCGAUUAAUAGCAAACGGAGCUCCUACAGACGCCAUUUUCAUUAAAACCAUGACAGAGCAAAAAUAUGAUAAUCAAUCAAAAGGUUUCAUGCCGAUGUCCAUAUAUAAGACACCUGUUUUUAUUAAGCAUCAGGCACGAGCCUGUAGAACACUUUUCAAUGCCAACAAUUCUGGAUCACAGACCCAAGGGGAAAAAAGUUUACUUGCUCUGGAGCGGCGCCAGAUAGAGCGUAAGCGGUACGCGGAUCUUGUCCAAAGUCAUUGUAACAUCUCAAUGCUACACGCCGAGAUAAAGCCACUUCCACAGCAGCGCUCCAAGGUUGAAGUCAUUAGCCAGAGCCUUAAUCCUAUCCAGAAUAACGAAGUAGCGAAUAAAGAGAAUACCAUAGAGGAGGACAUUUUUCUUAUUCGGCAAAAACUAAACUUUCUCUGCCAACUUUUUCUGAAAUGCCCCGAAGUCGAGACUCCACAAAAGCAAAUGAACAGCCAGGAUAACAGUCAGGUCAAGAAGAACGUAGAGAAUCACAUCGAGUUGCCUAAGCCCGAGGUGGAUACACCAAUCUUUUUUAGUCUAUCAAAAAGCUGCAAAUUUUUGAAGAUCAACUAUGUCGAGCAAUUCAAGCAGAAGGCUGAAAAAAAACUAAAGGUUUACAGAGAAGACUUGGAACACGCAAAACGCAGGGCUGACAAAGCUCAUGCUAAACGCAUCGCUUUCGAGAAGGUCCACUUUAACCGUCCUAUAGCCAAGCCCAUCGUCAUGAUCAUCGAGGAUGCUCUUCAGUCUGUUGAAAAAGAAAAAAGUGAAUUCAUACCUUUCACUGAAGAGCAUCUUGAUCUGUUAUGUCGGUUAGAUGACGGUUCUCCAGAGGAUGUUAUGGUUUCAAAGUUCAAUUUAAAUGUCCAUCGCAGCGAAAUUAAAAUUUUAGUUAGUGGCGCCUGGUUUAACGACAUAAUAAUUAACUUCUACAUGGAGCUAUUGACCGAGCGUUCGGAGAAACGUUUUUACCAGCUGCCUAGUGUGUAUGGCAUGAACACUUUCUUUAUGCCACGCCUUCUGCAGUGUGGAUACAAUAGCGUAAAACGCUGGACAAAGAAGGUUGAUCUUUUUAGCAAGGAUCUCAUAUUGGUGCCUGUCCAUAAUAGAGGUUCUCACUGGUGCAUGGCCAUAAUCGAUAUGCGUAAGAAGACAAUCCUGUAUUACGAUUCCCUUCUCGAGUGUAAUAAAAGAGUUCUGGACGCAUUGGAACAAUACCUCCGGCUAGAGUCGUUGGAUAAACACAAUAAGGCCUUUGACACCAGCAAAUUUCGCAUUGAGAAAGCCAAAAACGUGCCACGACAGACUAACUCCGACGACUGCGGCGUUUACAGCUGUAUGUUUGCUGAAUACUUAUCACGAGAUGCUUGGAUUACCUUCUCUCAGGCAAACAUGAUAUAUUUUCGCAAAAAGAUGGCCCUAGAGAUUCUCGGCUGUGAGUUGUGGCAGUAGGCGUUCCUCUCAAACUUUGCUAAAAAGAAGAAAGCUUUUAUGUAAAAGAUAUGUUUAUAAUAAAG